Messenger RNA from Fusarium falciforme, 1275 nucleotides. RefSeq lists its product as hypothetical. NCBI's taxonomy places the organism in Eukaryota, Fungi, Ascomycota, Sordariomycetes, Hypocreales, Nectriaceae. Bases 1 to 1275 code for a protein of 424 amino acids. The record is from RefSeq and is a predicted model, not a curated record. The transcript has a single exon.
AUGCGAUCCCUCAUCACACUCUCGGCCCUCGCCAUUUCCAGCGCUUUGGCCCAUGUCAUCAUGGUUGAGCCUCACCCCUUCAACCUCGACACCGCACCCUUCGUGCAGGUCGAUCCUCUCGGCCCCGACGCCCCCUUCCCUUGUCAAGGCCGCACCCAGCACGCCGAGGAGGUUACCAAGGUGACUGCUGGAACCACCCAAAAGGUCAAGUUCUGGGGCAGCGCCGUGCACGCUGGCGGAUCGUGCCAGUUCAGUAUCUCUCACGGCAAGGAUCCCUCCAAGGACGUUAAAGGAUGGCGUACCAUCUACUCCAUCAUCGGCGGGUGUCCAGCCGAAGCCCAAGGCAACAUCCCCAGCAUUGCCAAGGACCCCCAAGGUCGCGAGCACGGCCCCGAGUGCGGCAACGACAGCGGCAAGGAGUGUAUUCGCGAGUUCGACAUCCCGAUCCCCAAGGAUAUGCAGAACGGCCCUGCCAUCUUCGCCUGGACUUGGUUCAACAAGCUUGGAAACAGAGAGAUGUACAUGGUCUGCGCUCCUAUUGAGGUUGUGGGAGGCAAAGACGACAGCUCAUUCGUCGACACUCUGCCUCCUCCUUUUGUCGCCAAUAUUCCGGGACAGUGCACCACGGGCCAGGGCGUUCUCGGAUUCCCUGAGCCUGGUGACUUUGGCAAGGUACUUGAGCCUGCGAGCCACGAUGAAUCUAGUAAGUGUCCUGCCGCCGCCGAGCCCAACUUCAAGGAGCCCCCCGGUGGAGACGCUGCCCCCAAGCCUGAGACUCCUUCAAAGCCUGCAUCGUCAGUAGCGGCUCAGCCCAGUGUUCCCUCGCCUCAGCAGCCAAGUGCUCCCGCGCCCCAGCUGCCCAGUCAAGCGCCCGCUCAACCCAGUGUCCCUGCUCCCGAGAAGCCCAGUGAGGGCGGCGAUGUUGUCUUUAUCACUGCUCCCACCGGUGCCACCAGCGCACCCGGUGCUCCUACUCAGCAACCUGUUGCACCCUCUGCCGGUGAAUCAGCUCCCGUCGCUUCUUCUGUCAACAAGCCAGCUCCUUCCGCUCAGCCUGCUGCCAGUGCCACAGCCCCAGUCCCAUCCACCGACGACUCUUCCUCCGGCAGCAACCGUCCCUGGUGGGCCGUCGGCAUGGAGCCCUGCCCCGUGCCUGGACAGCUUGUGUGCAUGUCGCCGACCUUCUUUGGCCUCUGCAACCGCGGCUGGGCUCUGCCUCAAGCUGUGCCUCAGGGUACAAAGUGUCUUGAUGGCCAGAUUGUUGUGGACGUGUGA